CUUUUCAUCACAAUCCUUACGGUAGCGUAGCCUGCUGUAUCAAUACAAACAUUCUGAAAACAUUAAGACCCACUUGUCUCAAUAGACAGAAUGGCCUUAGCAAGUGGACACUGGGUUGACAAGGAAAUGAAAGGUGAACCACCAAGUCCCAGGCAUGGCCAUGCAAUAACUGUGGCUGGGGAUCUAGCUUUCCUUUUUGGAGGAGUGUCCACCAGGUCUGAGGAGAUGUUCCCUAUGUUCCAGGAGGACUCGUCUGUAUGCAUGAACGACUUCUACAUGCUCACAGUGUCACCAUAUCACAUAACAUGGGAAGUGAUGCCACAGAAUGGGGCUGUACCCUCAGCAAGAGAAGGACACACACUUUGUUUGGUCAAAGGCAAGCUCUAUCUGUUUGGAGGAGUGUCCAAUCCACAGGCUGGAGAAUGUCUUCCUGGAGUCUAUUGUUUUGACAUAGUGAAUCUGGAAUGGGAGCGGCUCACCAUAGGGGGUGUGUCUCUCAGAACUGUCAGACACUGCUCCGUAUCCAUGGGAGACAAUAUCUAUGUCUAUGGAGGGCUUCUAGACGGGGUCCCGACUGAUGACCUCAUGAUGUUCAACACAGUGUCUCUGAACUGGACCCCUGUCAAGACCACUGGGACUCUACCAUCUGCAAGAUACAACCACACGUUCGCCGCUGUCGGUGAGCUAGUGUUCAUGUUUGGGGGGUGCACGGAGGAUGGCUGCUACCACAAUGACGUCCACAUUCUCAACACAGAUACCCUUGUGUGGCAGAGGUACGAUGUGAAGGGGGAGUCACCACUGGCCUGCGCCGGCCAGACCCUCACGGCUCACCAUGACAAGGAUAUUUACUUGUUUGGCGGCAAAUGCAUCAGUCAGGAUGGAACAGUAACUUCAACAAAUGAGAUUAACAAAUUAAGCAUUGAUAUAUAUAUUUGGUGGCAAAAAUGAAGAACAAGAAUUCAAUGACCUGAAGGUGAUGAAAUUGAUAAACCCAUCAGAAAGACAGCCAGUGAUGAAGGAAAUUCUGUCUGAGUUUGGGCUUCAGGGAGUCAGUCAUGGUUUCACACCAACUAAAGUCCCCAACGUAAAGUAUGAGCUCAGUAAGUCUCCGUCUUCGUUUUCUAUGAGGACGGGUGCAGCUGCCUCUGCACAGGUCACAGCCCACAGAGACUUCAACGCUGUCCGAUGCCAUGCCUUGGAAAUGAUCCAUAAAGCGUUCUCAAUGCUUGACCAAGAGUUCCAAAAGCUUGACGGAGAAAGGUCAGAGCUUGCUCAAGCUACCGCAGCUCUUAAGUAUGAGAGAGAAGCUCUCCAAGCCCAACACCUGCAACAAGAGGCAGAACUACAGGAAAUGUUGGAGAGACACAGAGCCCAGAAUGAGAACUGGCUACGUGCACGGGCAGAGGAGAAUGACAAGGAGAGGAAGGAGCUGUGUAAACUCAGGGAGGAUAUUGUGCAGGAGCAAGAAAGACUAAAAGAGGAGCAGGGAAACAUCCAGAAACGAAGCGAGCACCUCCUAUCCAUCAUGAAACAGUUCAAAGGCAUGUAAAUACAUGUCUCCAUAGCAACCAACUGGAGAAAACAGAUCUCCCGUGGAUAAAAUGGAAGAAUAGAUUUGACAUUCAUUUGUGUUUUCUGCUGGUGUGUUUGAAUAAUUAGCAUUGUGAGCAUAGGAGAAAUUUGCAUUUGUUGUCUUUUGCCAAAGAGUCAUCUUAUCUUAGAGAGGCGGUGAGGUCAGAGGAAUCAUGUUGACCUUGUCAUAAAAGGGAUAAUAUUUUAACCUGACUGGUACAAAAUCCUAGAGCAUACUAAGUGGGACUAUUAUGAAGGCCUAUGGAAAAUGUUGUAAAGGAAAGUAACAAACAAUCAAUCUGUUUUGUGUUGAAUAAUAAAGCAAUAGUGCAGCGCUCUUUGUAGUUUUGCACAUAUCUGCAGAGAUACACAUUCUGUUCCCUAAUCUUUUAAAUAAUCACACACACUUUUACAGUUUUACACUUUUCAGAUAAUGCAAUCAAGAGAUUUGAUUGUAUUGUAUUUUAUUCUAGCUAAAUCUGGGUAAACCAGAUAGAUUAUUAGGAAAUGGAUGUGUAUGGGAAUAGAUUACUCAAAUAAAAUGUGAAAAUUA
This is a messenger RNA of Esox lucius (northern pike), 2125 nucleotides long. Its product is annotated as rho GTPase-activating protein gacHH. The transcript is spliced from 17 exons. NCBI's taxonomy places the organism in Eukaryota, Metazoa, Chordata, Actinopteri, Esociformes, Esocidae. The coding region runs from base 91 to 948 and encodes 285 amino acids. Gene Ontology annotation, molecular function: protein binding. The record is from RefSeq and is a predicted model, not a curated record.